Episyrphus balteatus (marmalade hoverfly) is the source of this 2680-nucleotide messenger RNA. RefSeq names its product nose resistant to fluoxetine protein 6-like. Gene Ontology annotation, molecular function: acyltransferase activity, transferring groups other than amino-acyl groups. The record is from RefSeq and is a predicted model, not a curated record. The transcript is spliced from 9 exons. Lineage: Eukaryota; Metazoa; Arthropoda; Insecta; Diptera; Syrphidae. Bases 242 to 2395 code for a protein of 717 amino acids.
UAUCAGUUCGAUUUGAACAGCUCGACUGAUAGGUUGAACGCGAAAUCGGCUAGUAAAAGCGAGUGCAGUCGUUGACAAAAUUAUUUACAAUUUUUUUUUUCUAUAUAAAUUUUGUAAAGUAAAUGAAUAAAAAAAAAAAUUAUUCUCACACCAUAAUUUGAGAUUGAUUUUUUUGCUUAUAAAACUAAUAAAUAUAAAAUAAAUUAAUUAAUUAAAUUUUCUAUUUAACAUUGAAUUAAUUAUGCAUACAAAUAUGCGGAAAAUAUGCAUAGCGGUUGUUGUUGUGUUAUUGUGCAUUGCAGUGAAAUAUUCACAAGCUAAUUCAAGUAUACGCACAUCUUCCGGAUUGGACACAAAUCAGAAUCACAAUAGUGCAAUUCCUGAUGAUGAUGAAAAUUCGCGCCCAGAUAGUUUUGCAUUGAAGUAUGGACGAAUACUACGCAGUGAUGAGUUUGAACGAUUUGAUAAAAGUUUACAACUCGUUCAAGGCGAACGAUGCAUGUUGGAUUUGAAUGCAACACUAUGGGGUGUAGUUCAUGAGGAGCAAUGGGCUGUUGCUAUGUACGAUGCCUCUGCCAAAGGAAUAUCAGGCGUUGAAAAUGGUUUGGUAUAUCAAUUUGGUCAUUACGAUCAAUGCCUUGAUCUCAAUAAACAUGUGGAAGCUGAUGAAUUGAAUGGUAUUUCAAUCAGGUCCAAAUAUUGUUUAGCUGAAGUUAAAUUGGAUGGUCUUCAAAUACAAAAAAUGGGUUCAAGAAAGAUUAGGUCUGGAAAUUCAACUAUAAUACAUUGGGGUGCAUGUAUCCCAGCUUCGUGUAAUGCCAAAGAUGUUGGAAUAUUUUUAGAAAGUUUUCUUCAAAAAUCAGUUAAUGUCGAUGAAAAUAUGUGCCAAAUUGGCAAACAUGAAAUUAUUGCAACAAAGGAAAUGAUCAUUUAUGCAUCUGUGGUGCUAUUCUUUGUAACGUUAGCUAUGCUAAGUACCUUCUACCACAUCUAUCAACUUUAUGUCAACAGAAAUGAACACAAAAGACCUAGAAUCGAUACUGCCCUCAAAGCUUUUUCAAUUAUUGAAAACCUCAAGAAAUUAGGUCAAAGCAGUAAGGAUCAAAUGGGCUUAAAUGCAAUCAAUGGAAUCAAAGCUCUCGCUAUGAUAUUCAUCCUUGGUGGGCAUGCCUUAUCAUUUAUAUACAGUGGACCAGUUUACAAUUCAGGCUUUAUGGCUGAGAACCUCCUGCAAGUUCAAAAUGCAGUUCUAACAAAUUCCCUACUAUUCGUUGAUAUUUUCCUCUUCCUGAGUGGUUUUCUCUUCUGUAAAAUUCUUCUCAUCGAAUUGGAAAGACGUCGAGGAAAUGUCAAUGUAGCCAUUCUCUAUGUUGGUCGUUAUAUUCGUUUGACACCAUCUUAUAUGGCUGUUCUUGGUUUUUAUAUGACUUGGUUCAGUACAAUGGGAAAUGGUCCAAUUUGGCAGAGUACAAUUGGAUUGGAACAAGAAAGAUGUCAACAAUCUUGGUGGCUUAAUAUUUUGUACAUAAAUAAUUAUGUGGGAACUGAUAAUUUAUGCAUGUUCCAAUCUUGGUACUUAUCGGUGGACACCCAACUCUUCUUUUUCGCACCGAUCGCCAUUUUGUUCCUACAUAAAUCUCGAAGAUUUGGAUUCCAAUUUCUUCUAAUUGUAUUGGCAGUGACUGUGGCUAUUCCAUUCACGAUCACCUAUGUUAACAAACUUGAUCCAACCCUGAUGGUCUACGCAGAUGAGGUACAAGACUUUGCCAGCAACAAAUUCUACACUGGAUCCUACAUAAAGACCCACAUGCGAGCAACUGAUUAUGUUAUUGGUAUUCUAGCUGGAUUUAUAGUACAUCUUAUGCAAGAAAAAAACACCAAAAUUCCAAAACUCUACACAAAAAUCCUUUGGGUAGCUUCGAUUGUUGUUGGAACACUUUCAAUGUUCUCCAUAACCCGAUUCUACACUAGCCCAUUUACAGUACUUGAAAGUUCCCUGUAUGCUGCAUUCCAUAAAGUUGGUUGGGGUCUAUGCAUUGGAUGGUUGGUAAUAGCGGUAACUACAGGACAUGCUGUAUAUCUUCAGAAAUUCCUGGCUUGCCGAGUUUUUGCUCCAAUUAGUCGAUUAACGUAUUGUGCUUAUUUGUGCAAUGGUAUCGUGGAGCUUUACCAUGCAAGUGACAUAAGAUUUCCUCAUUACUUAAGCAGAGUUGAUAUGUUCCAUAAAGCUACAAUGCACUCUUUAGACACAUUUGCACUAGCUCUAAUAGUGUGUCUUCUUUUCGAGUCACCAAUUCAUGCUCUAGAAAGGAUACUCUUCAAAACAUUUAGUAAACCAUCUCAACCAAAAGGAAGCUCCUCAACACCAAGCACCUCAGAAGAACAAAUAGCGUAGUAGGAGCAUUAUAGGCAAUUUAGUUACUUUUUUUGUUGAAAAACUCGGGUGAUAGUUCUUUGGUCCUAUUUAAAUACUAGUAUUGAUGAUUCCAAAAAAAAAAAAAAUAAACCAAGAACAAGAUAUUAAAUUGGUUCCAGAAAGAAAAAAAGAAGAUUGUCUGAACAAAAAAAAAUCCUUGAUCCUUGCCUUUAGUUGGAGUGUGAGUCUGAAAAGCAAAUCAUUGUUGAAUUUUGGUUGAAUCAAAAUGAUCUUCUUAUUUAAGAUAUUUUUUUUUAGGUUAAG